Messenger RNA from Strongylocentrotus purpuratus (purple sea urchin), 2901 nucleotides. RefSeq names its product polymerase delta-interacting protein 2 (gene poldip2). Lineage: Eukaryota; Metazoa; Echinodermata; Echinoidea; Camarodonta; Strongylocentrotidae. Gene Ontology annotation, cellular component: mitochondrial nucleoid; nucleus. The record is from RefSeq and is a predicted model, not a curated record. Gene Ontology annotation, biological process: error-free translesion synthesis. Bases 217 to 969 code for a protein of 250 amino acids. The transcript has 10 exons.
UAUACAUGUAAUAUUCUCUUGCUUUUCAGAAAACUACAGACAGUUGGAAAACUAGAAACACCUAAGCAACAUGGAAAAUAUAUCACUGGACAGUUAUUUUUGCAUAGAAUUUUUGGCUAUCGAGGCAUCCUACUUUUCCCAUGGCUUGCUAGACUGUAUGACAGAGAUAUAGCUGGAAACAAACAAGACAGCAGGCCUACAGAGAAGAUAGAUGGAAUGCCUUUAGAUACCAACAAAGAAGUGAAAGGAAAAACACAUGUCUACUAUCAAGUGCUAAUAGAUUCAAGAGAUUGCCCUUUCAUUAGGGCACAAACAGAAGCAGUCACCUUUCUUGGUAACCAAGAUAACAACAGAUCUCUAUAUGCAAUACCAGGUCUUGACUAUGUAGCCCAUGAAGAUGUCUUACCAUACUCCUCUUCUGGUGAAGCCAGUCCUAUCAGUCAUGAGCUCUUUGAUAAAUUCUUAGAAUUCAAUCCUGGCCAAGAUCCCCACUUCAGCCCUAAAGACACCCUGCGGGCGUGGCAGGAGAAGAACCAUCCCUGGUUAGAGUUAUCAGAUGUCCAUCGGGAGACUACUGAUGGCAUCAGAGUUACUGUUAUACCAUUCUACAUGGGUGCUAGGGUUUCACAGGAUUCAAGUGUGUAUUGGUGGAGGUACUGCAUAAGGCUUGAGAAUCUUGGAGAUGAAACGGUACAGCUGAGAGAAAGACAUUGGAGAAUCUUCAGUCUGUCAGGAACGUUAGAGACAGUGAGAGGAAGAGGAGUGGUGGGACAGGAACCCAUCUUAUCUAAGGAGCAACCAGCCUUCCAGUAUAGCAGUCAUGUAUCAUUACAAGCACCGAGUGGACACAUGUGGGGGACAUUCCGCAUGGAGAAGAGCGACGGUCAGACAUUUGACUGUAGAAUCCCACCUUUCACCUUAGAGAGCAAGCAAGAUGAUCACUCCAGUCCACAUAGCUUCUUCUGGUGAAGGACAUCUCAAGGACAGACAGUCUGACUCAAGGUCACUUUCACAUAUUUUGCCUACCAAUGCCUUGUCAGCUGAUCAGUCUAUGCUGCUGCUGCUGACAGACAGACUAGCCUCUUCUAGAGACUACUUUACUUACCCUUUUUUUCUCCUUCUGAACGUUGUGUGAAGAAACAUCCUAUAUAGAAAACAUUAUAAUUAAGUAAACAUUGUAUAGUGAAAUGCAAGUUUGAGCAUAGUUUCAAAUGAAUAUUGGAUAAAGAAUCAGGGUCCCAUUCUAUUUUGAACGUCGUAUCGUACAAAAAUCAUAUAAGUGGGCAGGGCUUAGCAUGAGCAUGUACUGAUGAUUGGCCUCUGCAAAACUUGUUACUGCAUACAAUGUUGUUAUCUAAUCUGUACAGCCCUGUCGCUAUACGAUCAUUCUUCUUACGAUGUUACUUUAUACAAGUUGCGUAUGAAUUGUUUAUUGUCUGAGGAGGCUAUAUAAGGGCAUGUCAAUGACGCGGUCCCCUAGUGCGACCCUCAUUCAUGUAUCUGCCUAUGAUCAAAAGUGUAGAAUAUGUACAACUGAAUCAAUUGUCUCUAAUUGAUAUAACAGUGUCAUUUAUACAUAUUGUAUCAAUAUGUUUCAAUUUUAAUUGGGGAGCACCAGGAGUGUCAAGUCUGAAAAACACAAAAGCUAUAUAAGAAACUGCUAUUAUUAUUACCGGUAGUAUUAAUAUUAAAUUCAGAGGUGGCAGGGGUUUGAUUUUUUCUACAAUUGUAACACUUUCAUUUUAGAAAAAAAGAGACACUGUACUUCAAUAAUACUUUAUGCAAAUGUUUUGUAUGUGUCUUCCAUUGAUAACAUGAAAUGUGACAGAACUAUUGAAACUAAUCUUGUUAAAACAAUAGAAAGGAUGGAGGUACAAGUCGGUCCUGGUUCUUCAGGGUGAAUUGCAAUGUGUUAAUUAUUAUUUUUUGGAUUAAAAGCAAAUGAAUGUUGACAGUCAUUUGUUUUUUGGUGGUCUGGAUAUAAUAAAAUUGGGUAUAAUAAAAGCAGAGAUAUGUUGAAUACUGUUAAACACAUGUUGGCUAGUAAUCGUGCAUAAUAAUGCAUGUGUCCUCAUGUCCAAUGAGUGGGCAGUAUUUGAUGGAAUAAGCUGAUAUAUGUAUAUGCUUCCACUGUAAGGGUUGAAGAGCUCUUUCUUUAAUAUUGACCAGUAAGGUUACUAACAUCUCUGAAUAGUUGAAAUACAUGUAUUUUCAAUGUUAUGGAAGUCUUAGAAAAGGAGGCAUUCAGGUUUGAGUUAUUUAGUUCAGUAUUUCUCUUUCUUGGCGUCCAUGAGGCUCUUCAAGUUCUACUAUUAUUUUCUACACACUGCUUUCUUGAUUUUGUCUUUGCUGAAUAAACUUUGCUGAUAGACAGUCUACCUUAACAAGGAAAAAAAAUCAUCAGAAGAAAUUAUAUAGUGCAUAAAUCUGUAGAAUGGUCUUUCAGUUUGUGCAUUUCUCAUUAUACUUAUAUUUUAAUAAUAACAUACAUUGCUUAAUAUUGAAAACCACAGUACCAGUAUGUGGUAACUGAGAAUUAUGUUUUGAUGUAGAUUUUCCCCAUUUUCUGAAGAUUAACAGCAUUACUGUGAAGACAAUUUCCAUUUAUAUACAUGGCCCCAUCCAGAAGAUGCUUUGUAAGAUUUCAUAAUAGAUGUAUUUAAUACUCUUAGUAUUUUUACUUAAAUAUUCAUAUUCAGAACUGAAUUAUCUACAUGUAUCUGUACAAUAAUAAAAAGCAUUUUAAAGCAAUAUGUCAUGACAUUAUUAGCUGAUUUUACUAUAGUUAGGAGUUACAAGUGACAUACUAUAAAAUAUGUAAUUUUCAUUACUAAGUCUUAUCUGAAUCUCACUUCAUGGCGAGCUAUCUACCGUUCAAAUUUUCCCAAAUAUGGAUAUGCA